Molecule: messenger RNA, 1573 nt
Organism: Lemur catta (Ring-tailed lemur)
Lineage: Eukaryota; Metazoa; Chordata; Mammalia; Primates; Lemuridae
Gene: GDPD3
Product: glycerophosphodiester phosphodiesterase domain containing 3
Exons: 10
Coding region: 552-1508 (318 amino acids)
Biological process (GO): glycerophospholipid catabolic process
Cellular component (GO): endoplasmic reticulum membrane
Molecular function (GO): phosphoric diester hydrolase activity; phosphatidylcholine lysophospholipase A1 activity
Source: RefSeq, a predicted model, not a curated record
GCUGUGCGUGACCCUGGUGCCCUUUGGCUCCCGGGUGGCCAAGCUUGAGGAUGGGGGUGAAAGGAGCUCCAGACUCCUGGAAAGAGUGGGGUGGGGUCAGUUUUCACCUUAGUCACUUUCCUCUCCCCUCUCUUACGGCUUCCUGUCUGACUGGCUGGGGGUGAUUUGGGGGUGACUCAGGGGUACCUUACACAUCCCCAGAUUCUCUGGAAUGGCAAGGGGCAGGUGUGUUGUGUACCCUGGCCACAAGCACCAGUGGGUGUGGGGAAGGCCACAACAGACCUGGUUGGGGGGGACUUUAUUCCUGCUAUGUGGCCAAGGAUGGAGGGGUGCUGGGUUCCCUGAAAGGCUGCCUGCCUAUUCUGUUUCCACCCUGGCUCCAGCUGAGCCCUGCAGCCUGGCUUCGCUCCAGCAGCAGGCUCAGCAGGUCCCAGGGGUGUGGCAGUGGCCAGUACAAGAGCCAGCCCACACCGGCUAGGCAGGCAGUGAGGCAGCACAGUCCUCCUUCAAGACGGCUGAGCUCGUGGCUGUGGGAGCCACGGAGUGUGGCCAUGGGUCCCCUGUUGUACUACGCCCUGCCCGCCCUGGGCAGCUAUGUCAUGCUGUCCAUCUUCUUCCUGCGCCGGCCUCGCCUGCUGUACACACCCUGGACUCCAGCCUAUCGUGUCCGCCUGGGGGCCCACCGAGGAGGAUCUGGAGAGCGGCUGGAGCACACCAUGGAGGCCAUGGAGAACUCCAUGACCCAGCGAGCUGACCUCCUAGAGCUAGACUGCCAGCUGACAAGGGACGGAGUGGUGGUGGUGUCACAUGAUGAGAACCUGUCCCGCCAGUCAGGCCUGAACAGGGAUGUGAGCAGCCUGGACUUUGAGGACCUGCCCCUCUACAAGGAGGAGCUGGAGAUUUACUUCUCACCAGGCCACUUUACUCACGGGUCAGACCGGCGCAUGGUGAGUCUGGAGGACAUGUUCCAGAGGUUCCCAAGGACGCCCAUGAGCUUGGAGGUCAAAGAAGAGAAUGAAGAGCUCAUUCACAAGAUAGCAAGCCUGGUGAGGCGCUUUGACCGCAAUGAAAUCUCCAUCUGGGCCUCAGAGAAGAGCUCAGUCAUGAAGAAGUGCAAGGCUGCCAAUGCUGAGAUGCCACGGUCCUUCACGGUGAGCAGAGGAUUGUGGCUGCUGCUGCUCUAUUACCUGGGGCUGCUGCCUUUCACCCCCAUCCCAGAGAAGUUCUUCUUCUGCUUCCUGCCCACCAUCAUCAACAGGACCUAUUUCCCAUUUCCCUGCUCUUGGCUGAACCAGCUGACAGCUACGGUUUCCAGAUGGCUCAUCAUGAGGAAGAGUCUGAUCCGCCACCUGGAGGACCGUGGGGUGCAGGUGAUCUUUUGGUGCCUUAAUGAAGAGUCGGAUUUUGAGGUGGCCUUCAGCCUGGGAGCCACUGGUGUCAUGACCGAUUAUCCUACAGCCCUGCGGCGCUACCUGGACAACCAUAGACGAGCUGCCUGGGCCUCUUAAGUCCAGAGGGCCCCACCCUCUCCUCUGUUUCUUUUCCUGAAAAAUAAAUAUUUGUUUUUCAGUUA